AUGCCAACCUCAUUCGGCCAUAGCAUCUUGUCCGUAUUCGAUGUUUGGGAAGACUCGUCGCCAUUUCUUUCCGAAGUCUUGGAAUCCGGGGAUGCGCCAAACGAUGAAGUGCAAUGUCUCUUCGAUCAGAGCCUCACUGGCGGAGCUGAGGACUGGCAUUAUCUGAUUGACUGUGCACGGUCAAUUCGAUGCGUUCAAAAUCGCCAUCCUGAAUGUCUCGACGGUAGCGACAUUCUGAGCUUCGUCUGGGAAAUAUUCGAUGGAUACGACGGUACAUCGCCACCUGCCGAGCCUUGGGGAGAAACCGAUCGUCUGAUUGCGCUCGCCAAAGACCUCGAGAGAGAUAUCGAGGUUUUGCCGCCCUCGCUGCCCACAUCACAAUCAGCCCGGAAGAGCGCAUCCUCACAGGCUCAAUCACGCGUCAAGAAACAGCGCCUAGGAACAACUUCUCAUUACUGGUCUGACGAGCUAUUGGACCAGACGAGCAAAACAAACGACAGGCAAGGCAAUCUCUCUGAUCUCUCUCUAUCUGUAUCUGGCUAUCGUCAAUGCAAUCAAGUACGGCCAUACGGCCAGACUGUCCACCAGUGCACGGGUACCGCUCUCCUUGGUGUUGCAUCGACUUUGGAUGCACAGCCUUUGAACGUAUUAUCGUCACUUGACAGCUCCCGCCUCAACAACUUAUGGCCAUGCGACUCUCUUUGUAAACUGGAGAACGAGAAGGAGGCGCCACGUAGCAAACGCUCAACGAAAUCUCCCUACUUUUUGCAGAAACCGUCACCAAAGGAGGAGUCUCCGAAGAAGAAACGGCCACCGCCAGGAACAAUUUCUUGCAUCCCGUUUCCUCCUCUCGACUCGCCCUCGUUUGGCAUCAUCCAGGAGGAGCUGGCUCAUGAUCCAUUUUGGCUGCUUAUUGCCAUUACGUUUCUCAUAAAGACGACCGGGCAGGUGGCUUUACCUGCAUUUCGUCGGGUAAAAGAACGCUUCCCUACGCCAUUACAGCUGUUAGAUCCAUCAAUCAAGGAAGAACUCCUUGACAUGAUACGUCACCUAGGACUAUCCAAUGUUCGACUUGCGUAUAUCCUGAAGUACGCAACGGCCUUUGUACACCAGCCACCAAAGUCUGGUCUGUUAUAUCGAGUGAGAAACUAUGAUAAACGGGACAGGAGCCCUACACCAAGAGAUCUCAGCAGCGGAGACUCUGAGGAUUCAGAAAUGUCGCAUUUGCCAUCAGAUAGCAGCGAUCAAGAUCUUGAGGCGUGGGAAAUCGGCCAUAUGACUCAGGGCAAGUAUGCCAUCGAUAGCUGGCGCAUAUUUUGUCGUGAUGAAUUACUGGGCCGCGCUGAAGAUUGGAACGGAAAGGGCCGCGAGGCUGAAUUUCAACCUGAGUGGAUGAGGGUGAAACCGGCCGACAAGGAGCUGCGAGCCUGCUUGCGGUGGAUGUGGAUGCGCGAAGGCUGGGAAUGGGACCCGACAACAGGCGAACGUACGGUAUUGAGGGAGGAGAUGCGAAGGGCUGUCAAUGAAGGGAGGGUUGAGUAUGAUGAUACGGGGGCAUUGAGAAUCUUGACUGUAUGA
This is a messenger RNA of Trichoderma breve, 1578 nucleotides long. RefSeq lists its product as uncharacterized. Gene Ontology annotation, cellular component: nucleus. Lineage: Eukaryota; Fungi; Ascomycota; Sordariomycetes; Hypocreales; Hypocreaceae. The coding region runs from base 1 to 1578 and encodes 525 amino acids. Gene Ontology annotation, biological process: base-excision repair. The record is from RefSeq and is a predicted model, not a curated record. The transcript has a single exon. Gene Ontology annotation, molecular function: catalytic activity; DNA binding.